CGUGUAAAGAAGGCGAGAGGCGGUGGGACGGAGACAAAUUGACAACAGUCCGCUAUGACGUGAAGCCUAAAGACAUUUAAGCUUUCAAAUCCCCUUUCAGGGGCGCCCACGCAACUUUCGCACAAGUUGUGCGAACGUGUCACAAUGUGUGUGCGUGUGUUUUUUUGGAAGGGGGCGUGGACGUCGGAGGAGCCGCAGCGUGCAGUCACUCCGGCUCGCGUGUUGCCUCUUGGCUGCAUUUCCAGCGUGAGGUGAGUGACGCGCACGCCGGAGGAGCACGCGUGGACGUCGGCUGCUUUCGUUGGGAAGUCGCUCGCUACAAACACCUCGUUUGUCAUCUGUUCGGGAGUGCCAAGCGCAAGGAGCUUUUUUUUUUCUUUUCUUCAGCGUCACGAAAACCGGUGUUGUGGAAAUAUUUUUUUUUUUGUGGCAACGUUGGGCAAUGGACGCGUUGAUUUCGAAGUGAGGAUCUACAUUGACAGGUGUUGCGUUCACACGCACUUUGAGCCACUCGCCGUGAACGGAUUACGCCACCUAUUCUUUCUCUGCACGGAAAUGUGUUCACUUUUAGUUUCAAUUCAAUAAAAGGCUGAGAGCUCAUGAUGCGUUCAAGACGCCGGGUGGGAAAGUGAGCGCCACUUUUUUUUUUUUUUUACGUACACCCCCUCCACCCCCCCUCAAAAAAGACUCAACAACAUGACAAGCAACGGACCUGUCAUCGUCUACGAGUGGCUCAAGACUCUGCAGUUGGCCCAGUACGUGCAAGCCUUCGUGGAUAAUGGCUACGACGACCUGGAGGUGUGCAAGCAGAUCGGCGACCCGGACCUGGACGCCAUCGGGGUGUACGUUGCGCACCACCGCCGCCGGAUCCACGACGCGGUGCGGCGUCUUAAGGAGGAGGCGAGAGACGCGGCGAGCGGGCUGUACUUCACCCUGGAGCCCAUGCCGCCCUCCGCGGAUGUCUACACCGGCCACAUGGUGGACCAGUACGAGUCCAAGCUGCGCGGGUCCAAGUCGUGGACCGAGCCCGCGCGCGGCGUGGGCUACGUGGGCGCACACAGGAACCUGACCCUGGGGAACUGCAGGAGGGAGCUGGUCAUCUACCCGAAGCUCAAACUCAAGAUCAUGAUCCGGGAUAAACUCAUCAGGGACGGCAUCAAUCUGGCCAGGGCGCCCUAUUCCAAGAAGGAUGGUUCCCUGGGCAACAUAGAUGACCUUGCUCAGGAAUACUCGGAAUACUACAACACCUGCUUCAGCGACGUCAGCGACCGUAUGGAGGAGCUCCGCAAGAGACGAGUGUCCCAAGAGCUGGACAUGGAGAAACAGGAUCCAAACAUCUCUUUGCAGCUGCGCAACGAGAUCCAGGAGUCGCUGGGCUUCAGCAGUGAAGUCUCCACUCCGGAAACGGACAGAAAGAUGUCGCUGCACAAAUCCAGCUCUGAAGAUGGAUCUGGAGGGAAAUGGGACAACAAGAAGAAGAACAAGUCGUUCUGGCAGAAUUUCCGCAAGCCUCAACACAAGGCGGUCGUGCGACAGACAUCCAAAGGUGAGGACAUUGGCUACGUGGCCAGUGAGAUCACCAUGAGCGACGAGGAGCGAAUCCAGCUGAUGAUGAUGGUGAAAGAGAAGAUGAUCACCGUGGAAGAAGCGCUGGCUCGGCUGAAGGAGUAUGAGCGCAACAGACAGUCCGGCAGUACUGACACUGCAGAGUGGACUGACGGAUCUGCAGCCGGUCCAAACCAGUCCUCAAACUGCAACCAAUCUCGCGAACAGUCCGACGACGAGCAAUCGGAGGAUUCGGUGAAGUUCAAGCGGCUCCACAAGCUGGUUAAUUCCACCCGGCGGGUCAGGAAAAAACUCAUUAAGGUGGAGGAGUGCAAGAAGCAUGGAUCCGAAGAUUUCCUCAACGUAGAGUCCGUGGCCACCUGUGACGACAAGGCAGCGUUGUACACGGGGGUCCUGAAAAAGCACUCGUUGCCCCAGGAGACCUCCCUCAGCCAGGAUCAGCUCUCCGUGGACGGAGACACGGACAGCCUGACCACCUCGCCGUCCUCCAGUAGCUUGGACACCUGGUCCGGACACCGUCUGGUGAAGACCUUCAGCAAGUCUUCCAGCACACACGGCCUCAUCCGCCCGCCCAGGAGAACCCCGGUCGGCUCGGUCCCCGGCGUCGGAGGUAGCGGCUCCUCCUUCUCGGAGCUGGAUGGCUGCGGAUUGGACGACGAAGGGAAGUUGUCGCGCUCCACCACCGACGGCGAGAUGCGGAAGGCCCUGAGCUCCAUCUCCCACGGGAGAACGUGCAGCUUCGGCGGCUUCGACCUGUCCAACCGAUCCCUCCAUGUGCUCAACGCAGGCUCAGAUGCUCAGAAUAAAGAGCAAGAGGCUAUCUAUAGAGAGGUGGUCAAGUCGCCCACGACUUCCCGGAUCUCGCUUGGCAAGAAGGUGAAGUCGGUCAAGGAGACCAUGAGGAAGCGCAUGUCCAAGAAGUACAGCAGCUCGUUCUCCGAACAGUCGAGUCCGGACGGAACACCUGGUUCGCCGCAGUCCCCUCAGCCUGACAGCGACUCUCUGGAGAAGCCCAAACUCAAGGCAGGCGGCUCAGUGGAAAGUCUCCGAAGUUCACUGAGCGGACAAAGCUCAAUGAGCGGGCAGACGGUGAGCACCACCGACUCCUCAGCCAGCAACAGAGAAAGCGUCAAAUCGGAGGACGGCGACGACGAGGAGCCGCCCUACCGAGGACCUUUCUGCGGCCGCGCGCGAGUGCACACGGAUUUCACGCCGAGCCCCUACGACUCGGACUCCCUCAAACUGAAGCGCGGCGACGUGAUUGACAUUAUCAGCAAGCCGCCCAUGGGCACCUGGAUGGGCCUGCUCAACAACAAGGUGGGCACCUUCAAGUUCAUCUACGUGGACGUUCUGUGCGAGGAAGAGGAGAAGCCCAAACGUCCACUGCGGCGGCGGCGGAAGGGCCGACCACCCAAGCCGACGUCUGUGGAGGAGCUGUUGGAACGUAUUAACCUCAAGGAGCACAUGCCCACUUUCCUGUUCAACGGCUACGAGGACUUGGACACGUUCAAGCUGCUGGAAGAGGAGGACCUGGACGAGCUGAAUAUCAAAGACCCCCAACACCGAGCCGUGUUGCUCACAGCCGUGGAGCUGCUGCAGGAAUACGACAGCAGCAGCGAUCCAGAGCGCAGCGGCCUGUCGAGCUCCCAGGAGAAGUUGCUGUCCGAGGGCCUGGGCCUGAUCGGAGACUCCCCUCGGGACUCGGGUUGCUACGAGAGCAACGAGAACUUGGAGAACGGCCUUCUGUGCCAUCAGUACCGAAGUCGGCAUGUAAUUGGGAAGGAGCCCGGCCCCAGACCACUAAGCCUGGUCUACCCCACAGUGCUGGGAGCCCACGGCCAAAGGGAGAGAGCCUCCCCAAUGCACACGACAAGUGUUCUCACCAGAACAAACUCGCUGCCAAUCGAAGGAUUCCAAGCUCAAACCCCGCCUGUGGAUUCCACAUUGAUGACGGUGUACAACGGGGAUGAUUACGAAUAUUUCUGCUAAGCGCGGCAGAGUACGGCGACGUGAUUAAGAUGCAGUGACAUGAUUGGCUCUUUCCUAAGAAGACCGCAUUGCGCAACAGCAACCGACUCGCACCGUGUGUGCCGAAACGCGGCGGGAAUGCGCCUGUUUUUCACAAAGACAAAUGUGCUGCACUGCUAAGCUUUGAUGGCACUUGGGAUCUUCGUUUUUGGGAGUGCUCGUCCUCCUCCCGCGUAUUUUUAACAUCCAUAACCCGUAAAUCACUGCUCUGUCAAAAACCACUCCUCCUUUCUGAUUGCUGGUUUUCCGGUGUAAAUACUGGGCCGAACUUUGUGUGGGUGUGUGCGUGCAAGUGUGUGGUGGGGGUGGUUGGGAAUUGGCCACGGUCAUCAUGUGCUACGAUAGAGACUGAAUUAUUUUUAAAAAAGGAACCAAAGCAAACAAAAACUCCCGAUCCGCCCCACCAAAAAAAAAAAAAAAAAAAACCAAUAAAGAUGGCGCUGCUUGCUUUUUCUUUCGUCUCUUGUUUUCCUUUUCACGCCUUUCAACCGUUCAUCAACUUCCUGCUUGUUUAGACAACAUUUAGCAUUUUCUGCAUGUUCUUUUCCCGGUUCAGGGAUCCACAGUGUCUCCCCCCCCCCCAUCUGAAGAGUUAUCAAAUAAAAGCGAUAGCGAAGGAUUUUUAGAAGCAGUAGCUGCCGUAUAUUGACGAUUGUCAAACAGUAAUGACACUGUCGAUCCCUGAAUUCUCUCCUCAGGACAAAAUCAGGUUGCACGCUGCAACUUUUGCCUGCCAAGUGUCGUUCUUGGAUGAACUCCAGUUGAUCAUGUUAUCAGGUUACAGGGUGCAUGAAAUGAUUUUUCAAAUAGAUAAGGUGUCACAUGUUAAGUUCCUGACCAAUUUACAUUUAGCAUUGCAUUAUGACUGCUUUUUUUUUUAUUUCUUUACCCAUAACUUAAUUCUCAUAAAUGGCGCCUUUAAUCUCAUGUACAACUUUAAGUCAACUUUUUUUUUUUUGUUGUUGUCAAUGUGUAUCAACGAGACAAAUGUAUGCUUUUUAUGUUUUCGCCAUGAAAUGUAAGCAGUUUUUCAAAUUUCAACUCCGUGACAAGCAGUAUCGAACCGACAUUGACGUAUUUGAUAAAUCAGCGCGCGUGGAAAUGCCACCGUCUCUGUUCACGAUGGAUCAAUAAGCAUUACCGUUCGAUUCAAUGUCGUCAUUUUAGAUUUCAUUACCUUUUGCCGACAUUUUCGGGUGCCGUGGCGACAUUCCAUCGCAUUCCAUCCGCCGAAAUUUUCUCUCUGUCCAUCCCCAUUGAAACUUUAAUGUGGCCGUUCUCACCCGUUUCACCCAUCAUGCUUUGUAAAUCAGAGGACGGGAUGGUAAGUUGCUUCCGCUUUUCAUUCUACCAUGCUUGAUGCCAUUACCUCGUAUUUCCGCAAAGG
Messenger RNA from Hippocampus comes (tiger tail seahorse), 4981 nucleotides. RefSeq names its product SAM and SH3 domain-containing protein 1. The coding region runs from base 697 to 3555 and encodes 952 amino acids. Gene Ontology annotation, molecular function: protein binding. Lineage: Eukaryota; Metazoa; Chordata; Actinopteri; Syngnathiformes; Syngnathidae. The record is from RefSeq and is a predicted model, not a curated record. The transcript is spliced from 18 exons.